This is a messenger RNA of Dipodomys spectabilis (banner-tailed kangaroo rat), 1880 nucleotides long. RefSeq names its product solute carrier family 25 member 42 (gene Slc25a42). Bases 197 to 1153 code for a protein of 318 amino acids. Gene Ontology annotation, cellular component: mitochondrial inner membrane. The record is from RefSeq and is a predicted model, not a curated record. Lineage: Eukaryota; Metazoa; Chordata; Mammalia; Rodentia; Heteromyidae. Gene Ontology annotation, biological process: transmembrane transport. The transcript has 9 exons.
GGCGGCGGCGGCGGCGGCGGCGGCGACGCGUCCGGGCAGCUUGCAAAGAGCAGCCUGGCUCCCUCUGCCACGGGAUGGUGCUAGAAGUUUCUUCAGGGUCGUGUCACCUUCAGCUUCUCCUGUGGAAACUGAAGCCACUGGGGUUUCCCAUCACUGACUAAAGGACCGAGUCUCCGGCCGACCGAGCAGGCCUGGGAUGGGUAGUGGCGUGAAGGAGGGCUCAGUGCGCUCGCCUGAGGAUGCCGAAGCGGCCCGGCCCGCGCCCGUCUCCUCCAAGAGAGACCCCCGGCAAGUGCUCAGCUCCCUGCUGUCGGGGGCCCUGGCCGGAGCACUCGCCAAGACCGCGGUAGCUCCCCUGGACCGAACCAAAAUCAUCUUCCAAGUGUCUUCUAAAAAGUUUUCUGCCAAGGAGGCCUUCCGGCUCCUCUACUUCACCUACCUCAACGAGGGCUUCCUCAGCCUGUGGCGCGGGAACUCGGCCACCAUGGUCCGCGUGGUGCCCUACGCCGCCAUCCAGUUCAGCGCGCACGAGGAGUACAAGCGCGUCCUGGGCCGCUACUACGGCUUCCGGGGAGAGGCGCUGCCCCCCGGGCCCCGCCUCCUGGCCGGCGCGCUGGCCGGCACCACUGCCGCCUCCCUCACCUACCCGCUGGACCUGGUGCGGGCCCGGAUGGCCGUGACCCCGAAGGAGAUGUACAGCAACAUCUUCCACGUGUUCAUCCGCAUCUCGCGGGAGGAGGGGCUGAAGACCCUCUACCACGGCUUCACGCCCACCCUGCUGGGCGUCAUCCCCUACGCCGGGCUCAGCUUCUUCACCUACGAGACGCUCAAGAGCCUGCACAGAGAGUACAGCGGCGGGCGGCAACCCUACCCCUUCGAGCGCAUGGUGUUCGGCGCCUGCGCGGGCCUCAUCGGGCAGUCGGCCUCCUACCCGCUGGACGUGGUCCGGCGGCGCAUGCAGACGGCGGGCGUCACGGGCCACCCGCGCGCCUCCAUCCUGGGCACGCUGCGCAGCAUCGUGCGCGAGGAGGGCGCCGUGCGCGGCCUGUACAAGGGCCUGAGCAUGAACUGGCUCAAGGGCCCCAUCGCCGUGGGCAUCAGCUUCACCACCUUCGACCUCAUGCAGAUCCUGCUGCGGCACUUGCAGAGCUAGGCCCUUGCCCGGCCCGGCCGUCUCCGCCCCGGCCGGCGCCCUCCAAGUGCAAUGUCGGACCUGGAGCCUUAGCCGGGCGCCGUGCCCGCCCCGGCCCGCCCCGCGCUCGGCGCCCCCGAAGGCCGGGACGGUCACCGGCGCUCCGCACCCGGGCCGCCGCGCGAGUCCAGCCUCCCCCCCGCCGUGCGCCUGCGCAGGAGCCUGCGCUUCUCCGUGCCCACCGCGUCCUGGGCCAGGCGGGCUGGCGGCAGCCACGCCCUGCCCGGGGUGGGGGGCCGCGGCCUUCCCCAUCGAACCCCAGGCCGCGCCUUGUUGGCUGGGAGGGGCGGUCCUUCCCGCUGGCCCCGCCCAGCGCCCCUCGAGGCGCCGAGGCCCCGCGCGGAGGGAGGGGGGGCCGCCGGCCCUUUCUCCACGCAACCCUAACAUUCCCUGGGUCCCGGGCACCCCGUGUCCGCGGCCCCUGCCCGGGACAAGAAUUUCCAGCGCGGGAGCCGGGCUGGGUUUCCGGAGGUCCCGGGCGCGCGGGAGGGCCCGCAUGGGACAGCCCGCGCGCAGGGUCUCAGGGUGCGUGGGGGGGCGGGGCUGGCCGGCGGGGCGCCCCACUCGCAGGCUGCGGCCCGGCGCGGAGUAUAUUUUCAUGCCAUGACGACACUUUGUUUAUACAUAACUUUUAUAUAUUUUAAAGAUUUGUGCCAAGAUUAUAUUUAAUAAAAACGAAAGCGACUUC